Molecule: messenger RNA, 3657 nt
Organism: Cynocephalus volans (Philippine flying lemur)
Lineage: Eukaryota; Metazoa; Chordata; Mammalia; Dermoptera; Cynocephalidae
Gene: YWHAG
Product: tyrosine 3-monooxygenase/tryptophan 5-monooxygenase activation protein gamma
Exons: 2
Coding region: 202-945 (247 amino acids)
Biological process (GO): intracellular protein localization; signal transduction
Cellular component (GO): cytoplasm
Molecular function (GO): protein kinase C binding
Source: RefSeq, a predicted model, not a curated record
CACGCACAGCAGCCGCAUCCUCCUCGCGCCGGGUCUCGCGGUCGCAGCUCCAGCCUCCUCCUCUGUGCCGUCGCCGCCGCCCCAGCCGCUCGCUUCGUGGGUCGGUCCCUCCGGCACACGGGCUCCAGCCGCGCCGCAGCCGCCCUCCAAGCCCUUCAGGCCGCCCUGGUCUCCUCCUCCGGCCCGAACCAGCCUGCGAAGAUGGUGGACCGCGAGCAACUGGUGCAGAAAGCCCGGCUGGCCGAGCAGGCUGAGCGCUACGACGACAUGGCCGCGGCCAUGAAGAACGUGACCGAGCUGAAUGAGCCACUGUCCAAUGAGGAACGCAACCUUCUGUCUGUGGCUUACAAGAAUGUUGUUGGGGCACGCCGUUCUUCCUGGAGGGUCAUCAGCAGCAUCGAGCAGAAGACAUCUGCAGAUGGCAAUGAGAAGAAGAUAGAGAUGGUUCGUGCUUACCGUGAAAAAAUAGAGAAGGAGUUGGAAGCAGUGUGUCAGGAUGUGCUGAGCCUGCUGGAUAACUACCUGAUCAAGAAUUGCAGUGAGACCCAGUAUGAGAGUAAAGUGUUUUACCUGAAGAUGAAAGGGGACUAUUACCGUUACCUGGCUGAAGUGGCCACUGGAGAGAAAAGGGCAACUGUCGUGGAGUCCUCUGAGAAGGCCUACAGUGAAGCCCAUGAGAUCAGCAAGGAGCACAUGCAGCCCACUCACCCCAUUAGAUUAGGCCUGGCUCUUAACUACUCCGUUUUCUACUACGAGAUCCAGAACGCGCCCGAGCAAGCAUGCCACUUGGCCAAGACCGCUUUCGAUGACGCCAUUGCCGAGCUCGACACUCUCAACGAGGACUCCUACAAGGACUCCACUCUCAUCAUGCAGCUCCUCCGCGACAACCUAACGCUCUGGACAAGCGAUCAGCAAGACGACGAUGGUGGAGAAGGCAACAAUUAAGGCCCCAGGUGGACUGGCAGCGCACGCUGAUGCUACUACUGCAGUCUUUAUUUUUUUCCCAUGAGUUGGGGGUCGGGUGGGGGAGGGAAAGGGAGGGAUGACCUUCCCAGGGAGAAACCCACGACCUGUCCUGUCUUUGAUUGCCUCUUUGACAUUUUUGCCAAAAUACCACUAGUGGAAAGUCAGGCUAGUUGUGCUGGUAUUGGAAUAGCAGCCUCACACUGGCAUAUGGACUGUUCUGUAGAUUAAUGCAAGUGGAGCUGUCUGUCUUUAAUUUAACUUAUUGCUAGGUAAUAGGGUUUUAAGACAAAAAGAAAACUGAAAUGGAAUGGCCCUCAUUCAGUAAGUUCUGUGGUUCCAGUAAGGACUUUUAUGUACAUAUGCUCUUGUCUUAAGUUUUGGGUACUUUCUAUCUCAUCUGUUUUAGCUGUGCAUUUUUUUCAGGGUGUACUCUACCACAUGUGGAAUAGUUUAAUCCCAGGCUGACAGACUUAGAAUAUAAGGUAUAUUCAUCCUUAUGGUUUAGGCCUGGCCGGUUUUCUGAAGUGUCUGAUUAGUUGACAGUAUUAACACUAAAUUGCAGUUUACAGUAUUUCUACAUUACAGCCAUAUGUAACAUCAAGCCAUUGAUUGUGUAUUUUUAUUUGCUAGUUAUUUUGGCUUUACAUCCUUAUUCAGCCUUAUCCAGGUUGGUUUUGCUGUUUGUCUGUCUCCUGGGCUAAAAGACUUGCCUGGGGAGAAUCAGAGCUACUUUAGGUUUUGGUUAAUAGGUGCUUGGCAGGUGGCUGUGGGAUUUUUGUUCUUCUUUCCUCUUAACUUAAAUCCACCACAAAAAUUAUUAGUCAUUUUAAUAGAAGGGUUAAACACCACAAAAAUAGAGAAAAUUCAGGUCUGUAUGUCAUUUAUCGUGUUGGUAUUUUCAGAGCAUAUCCUGCUUUUGAAACUGCCAUGGCUCCUUCCUCAGGGACCCCACCACCGCUCACUCUUCACUUGAGUCUUCCCCACUGUACCUGUGCUGACGACAUGUACCUGGGUCGAGAAGCGGCUGGACUGUGGAAGCUGGUGGCUAUUUUGAGAAAGUUUGUGGUGCAGUGUGUGAAAAUUCAGGUGCUGGAAGCUUACUGGUGGGAAAAUACAAAAGGAAGAGCUGUAUUCAUAAACAUUCUGUCAAAUUCCGGGAGCCUCCUUCCCAAAGUAAUUGUUGUAGGAAGAUAAACUAAAAUCAUUACCCAGGUAGUAUAUACUUAACUCUGUAUUUUCUUUUUAAUGAAAGCAUUGAAGUUGAAGAUUCACUUCUCUCUUGUGUAAUCAAGGCACAUUUUGGAAUUGAAGGAAACUAUACUGCUUUCCAUAAAUUUGUUUUCUGUUAGCCCUAGGUCCCUCACUCUUAUUUUGGAUAAGUCUCUGUAUACAUUACCUGUUGCAUGUGUGUUCAGUAUAUUUUAUAAAAUCAGUAACAGCGUGAACUCUCGAGAUGGGUAAUGACACCAAACUAGUUCUGUUUGUUUCUUUGUUUUAUUUAGGCAGGAAGAGGUGUGAAUAAUAAUUGAGGAAAAACUAACAGAUGCUUUUGUUAAUACCAAAAUUGAGCCUACAAUUACAAAGUGAAUAUGUUUAACAGGAUACAGGUGACAGUGAAGAUAGAACAAUGAGGAUGACCAUAGAAUAAAUAUACUCUAUAACAUUGCUCAGUUUACCCAGCAUGACUUUCCUUAGAAGGCCCCCUUCUUAUGUGAGAGUGGAAAUCCUAAUAAAUUGAAGCUUACCAGAAGAACUAAUAGAAGAAAACUUUGUAGCUUUUUUGCCAUUAUAGGAGCCUAAUGUCAUUGCUGUGGAUGGGAAAAGAUUGGGGGGUGGGUGGGUGGGGCUUUCCCUAAUUUCAUGUCCAGUGAGCAGUGUUCUGUCCUUCCUUGUAGCAUUUGGAAAUGAUUUACUGGAAUUACAAAACCUAUUUUUCAUUUAAAUUUCAGCUUUGGCUCUGGCUGCUUUUUAGAAUAAUGCAAGGUAAAAUCAUACCUGAGGGCUAAGAAUGAAGAGGAAUGAGAGACCUGAUAUUUAAGCAGCUUGAAUGGUUCCUUUUCUUUUCUUUAUUUUUAAAGAAAUGCACUUGCCUAUGAUACUGUCUUUCCAGUGAAAUGAUUACUCCUCCAUUACUCUAUUGAUACAAUAUUGUGCAUGCUAGUGUUGUAUUUCUAUACAGUAGCUUGAAAUUUAUUAACUUAUACUGUAGGUGUUAUGUAUUCCUAUGACAAAAAAAUUAAGUCUUCAAAUUUUUUAAAGUUUUUUUAAUUUAAUUUUUCUUUUUGGGGGUAAAGUUUGCUCUACCAAAUAGUGAUCGUAACAAAUUGAUCUGUUUUGGAUGUUGCUAUAGUGACAUGCAGUUAUAUUUUGGGUUUUUUUGGGGGGGGUGGGCAAAAGAAACACCAGUGUUAGCUUAAUCUUAAUGUCUGGUGUUUGUCAUGGUGAAAUUAUAACUAUUACAGUGUAGGAGAACAAUGAGUAUGUUCUCUGAAUGAGCCUUUGUGCUUUUUGUCAUGUUAUGCAGUGAACUAUUUUUAAGGUCUAAUCAGUGAUUAUUUUUCCAGCUCCGUGUUUCUCUAAGGAAUUAUUUCACACACGGACCAUUCUUAGCAGUUUUCCUCAGUGAUGGAAUAUCAUGAAUGUGUCAUCAUGUAGCUGUCGUACAUUGAGCAAAUAAACUUACAGAUCUGA